UGUGCCGUUCCUGUAAAUCGUCUUACCGGAACAGGAACAUUUUGUAGGCUCCCCGGUGUCAGUCGACGGUAUUUGUACAUAUGUAACCAGAAACUUUAAACGUGUACGGCAUAGUUAACGCCAAUGAAUCUUGGACAUUCUAAUGUAUUUCUGAAAUGACGACAAACCAGUAUGAUCUCAAGGACUACGGUGGAUCAAAAGAAGAAAACUUAGUCAGAAGUGUUUUCAAAAAUAUUAUUUCCGAUUCCGGAUUUCUCUUACCUGCAUUUCUAAACAUAGUUAUACAAAGUAGUAAUGCCAUUGAAGGGAAAUCAUUCAGCGACGCAUCGGUCUAUCUUCGACUAAACUAUGAACAUGCCGAGGCAUAUGGUAAAAACUAUAUCGAAGGAUAUCCCGAGUGCGGGGGUCUUUACUUGAAGGAUAUACUAACUUUAGAUAUUUUCAAAGAAUUUCUGGCGGAUGGAGUAGAUGCAAUCAGGAAAAACUCGACUGCUUGUCGUCAAUCAUUCUUGGCAUUGUUUGAAUUUCUGCGAGAGCGAAGUAAACAUGAAGAGGCAAUCUGGAAACUUGCCAAAGGCACUUCAUUAAGUGGAAGUAAGGAGACACAAGUUAUGGUUGGAUUGGCCCAUCACCUGUUUUCGCAGUUGGUCCCAGGCAAGAAGUAUGAAGUCGAUAAAUAUGCAAAGCAGCUUCCAAAAGAAUGUUGCUGUGGCUGUAAGGCUACGAUUUAUGGUGGAAAUACAUCAGUAGGCUCAUCAAGAACAUGGCAUGGCAGAGUAGAUAUCAUGUUGAACCACACAAUUGCUGUGACACUAGGGAAUGAAGAAACUGAGAGCACUGAAGAGGUUGAAGAUAAUGAUGCAGAUGCUGAACCUGAAAGCAAACAAAGAAAGUUGGAAACUGAUGGGAAUUGUGAUAUUUGUGUUGAAGUGGAAGCCAAUAAGAAACAGGACAAUAUUUUGGAAUCCAAAGUUUUGGAGCAAAUCUUGGCUGAAGCUAUAACUAAUGGAUUUGCUCAACUAAACAGAGAUGGAAGUGCCCUGUUACAUUUCUUAAUUCCAACUAUUGGAGUUACGUCUGACCAAAUAUGUGUUUGUUUGUAUGACCCAGAAUCUGACUGCUUGCUUUUAUCAAGUGAGUGGCUGCAGUUAUGGGUUCCAGAAAAGGAGAUCCUAGCAAAUGAAAUAAUUGUUGCUGUUUGGCUUUUCUUGAACUUCACUGUUUUCACUGCGCAAAAAGUGGCUACCAAAUAUGAUCUUGAUCAGUCAGGUUUGCAUGCAGAGUUAAAAAAUAAUUUGCAGCAUUACAGAAAGGUAGAAACAAAAGAAAAUUUUGUUUCAUCUUCUGUACCCUUGAAAUAUAGCUUUUGUCCUAAUAGCAAAUGAGUUUAUUUUGUGGUAAGUGGUUAGUUGCAUGCCAUCCAUACUUUCAGCCAUCCUCUAUCUGACUUUUUAGGACAUCUGACCUGGAGAGUCAAGAAGACCUAUUGCUAGUGUUUGUGCCAUUAGCCAUUCGUUAACUUUUCUUUUAAAACACUACUUCAGUCAGGUAGGCAAUCAUUUUUAUACGCCCGUCAAAUUGACGGGAGUAUUAUGAUAUGUUGGUGUCUGUCCGGCAGGGCGGACGGUCGAGGCGUCCUUCCGUCCGUCUGUCUGUCCGUCUUUCUGUUGGGCGUAAACUUUCGUUUGUCUGGCAAUCUCCUCCUACAUUUUUCACUCAAUUUCUUCGAAACUUGGUAGGCUUUAUAAAACAUGAUAUGAAAUUUUGUCUCCCCGAAAAGAAAUUUGAUUCAUCUGUUUUUGCAAAAGUUAUUGACCUUUGUUUAUUUCCAGUACUAGAUAUUUUGUCUCAAAGUGUACCCGGAACGAUUUGCAAUAUUAAGUGUGAAAAUACACCACCUUUUUUGUUGACCUCAACUUCAUUUAGGUUAACAGGUAUUUAUCAUGUUUAUGGACUGGUAACCACACAGCAACCUCACAAAAAGUAACUCUUUAUACUAAUUGAUUACUCACGCUAUGAAGUAGUCAAUAACCCAGUUGGUGAGAACCACCUUCCUGGUUGAAGACUUACUAGAUCGGCAAGGUGAAUCGCUACACCACUGUGCUCGCUGAUUCUGUAAAUGGAUACAGUUGAAAUAUAUAUAGACAGCCAUACUUCAACAGAUUACAAUAACUAUUGUACAUGUUCCAUUAAUCCCUUCAGGAAAUUGUAGUUCUAUGCAAGUUUAAAAAAGCAAACAUUGCUAUCCUGUGUAAGUUUACAAGAGGAAUACUAUGUUUUGAUCUUUCACACAUUUUGCAAUAUACAUAAAAGUUAUUGUGAUGUAAGAAUUCUGUCAUGUGUGUGAGCUUUGCUGCUUUGCCCAUUACAUAUCAAUUUAAUUCUUGGAAAAUGUGACUUUUUAUGAAAUUCACUGGUGAAAAUAUAUAGUCACAACUUGGUUUGAAUUAAAUAUUGUGAAUUUUACAUACACCUAGUAAGAAUAACUCAUGCCUGUGAAAUUUAUUUUAAAUGUCAACUUUCACACCAAAGGAAUAACUAGACAACCGAGCUCCAUUUGAUUGGUUAGACAGAUGAUGUACAUGUCAUGUAAUGAGUGUAUACUUACACGACCUUUGGUAUUGUGGAAACAUCCCCACAACAGAUGUAGGUUUUCUUCCCCUGCUCAGUGUAGAAUUGCCUUGCAAUACCAUAGCAUUCUGGAUUUGACUUAAUUCCACAACGAUAACAUGGGAUCAAUGUGGAAGUUAUAUCACAAACACACCAGCCAAUGUCGGUUGCCUUACAUUUCUUAAUGCUUGUUACCGUGAGCUAAUGAUCUUACAUCAAAAUGAUAUGGAAAUAGUUUGUUUCAUUUUUUAAAGUUUUUGCCAUGUUUUGGACAAAACUUUUUUUAAAGUUUUUAAUUGCUUCCAAGUCCAUAAAUGUACAUCCCAUACCCUUCUCAUUUUGGUGUAUGUAUUUAUUAUCGGUCUACAUGUGAUAAAAUAGCAAUUGAGUGUUAGAAAUACUAAUUUUUUACUGAAUUUUCAGUUAUUUUGGAUUUAAUUGUUAAUCAAAACUAAGUAUAUUCACAUAACUUUUAGAAUUUCAAUCAAGCUCACAAAAAUAUCAUCUGUUUCUGUGUCAAAUGCAUUAAUUUAGCAUUUAUAAUUUAUAUCUUAAUAAGUUAUUAAAAUUGUAGUAUAAGCAUUUUACAAUGGCUGCCAUCGGAGAUUUUCACAUUCAUUGAUUGCACUUGUCAUAUUUCCUACAUUUGUUGACUUAAACCAUUGAAACUUAGUAUGCAUUAUAAUCAUGAUAUGUAGGUGCAGUGCUUAAAACAUAUUUCAUUACUGGUAUAAUUAUGAAGUGAAUGGUUUUAGUACAAUACAUUGUUGAACUCUGA
Molecule: messenger RNA, 3388 nt
Organism: Mizuhopecten yessoensis (Yesso scallop)
Lineage: Eukaryota; Metazoa; Mollusca; Bivalvia; Pectinida; Pectinidae
Exons: 3
Coding region: 156-1385 (409 amino acids)
Source: RefSeq, a predicted model, not a curated record